This is a messenger RNA of Carica papaya (papaya), 625 nucleotides long. Lineage: Eukaryota; Viridiplantae; Streptophyta; Magnoliopsida; Brassicales; Caricaceae. The record is from RefSeq and is a predicted model, not a curated record.
CAAACUACUGAUGAUGAUGAUGAUGAUUCAUUUUGGUUUUACCUUCUUGUCAAAAAUUCAGAAAAAAGGAGAAGCGGCAUAUUCCAUUGGGUCAAACAGAUAUGCCAAACUUCACAAAACAAACCCAGUGGAAGUCAAACACUGCCUCCUCCUAACCUUUUUCUCCAUCAUAACAAAGCUGGUGGCCAUUAAAGAUGACAUACCCACUACUUUAGAUGGUCCAUUUGAGCCUGUAACUCGUCGUUUCGAUCAAUCUCUGCGUCGGGGUAGCGACGACUUGCCAAUGGAUCAUCCUAGACUCAAAAGGAAUGUCACCUCUAUGUACCCAGAACAGAUAGCGCUUGCAAUUUCCACACCAUCCUCGAUGUGGGUUUCUUGGGUUACUGGUAAAGCUCAAAUUGGUUCUAAUGUUACUCCGCUUGAUCCUUCUUCAAUUUCCAGCGAUGUUUGGUAUGGGAAAGCAAGUGGAAAGUACACGAUGAAACGAAGAGGGAAUGCAACAGUUUAUAGUCAAUUGUAUCCGUUUGAGGGCCUCUUGAACUACACCUCUGGCAUCAUACACCAUGUGAGGAUUGACGGUCUUGAACCUGGAGCAAGGUAUUAUUACAAGUGUGGGGAUGGCUCA